This is a messenger RNA of Fopius arisanus, 3506 nucleotides long. NCBI's taxonomy places the organism in Eukaryota, Metazoa, Arthropoda, Insecta, Hymenoptera, Braconidae. The record is from RefSeq and is a predicted model, not a curated record.
UUACCGGGGAUCUUGUGGGUGUCAUCUCAUAAAUUUAGGGGGAGCGAUGAGCGGUCCGGAUGACACUUUCAUGGGAAUUGAUGCGCCAUAUCUGAUCUAUAAUCGAAUCGAAAGAACUAUAAUCGAUUCUGAUUUUUGGCCACUAGCGCCGGCAAAUCUCGCAUUCGCUUCUUCGAGGAUUUUAGUGUGCCGGCUGCAGUUUUUUUGGUGUAAUCGCGAGUGAAAGAGAGUGUUUGUGCAAGUCGAAACUUUAGAAAAUGACGCGAAAAAGAAAAAAUAAUCUGAGUGAAAAAGGACGACUACUUUUAUCGAUGAAGAGACGAAAACGGGGGCCUAAACGGUGCCGGAAUGUGGUCCGGAAUAUUGAUAGACCGGAAUCGAGCCAGCCGAUCAAUGUGGCCAACGCUAGAGGAGAUGUCGGCAGAAGCAUCGCUGACGAUGCCAACGAGGAAGUACGUGAAGAGGUAAGUAUGAACAUUCUUCAGCAUGAUUUACAUUCACAGAGCAACAUACAGCGGAAUUCCCGUACAUUAUCGGUUGCUCAUGCUGCUGACAUCCUUGCUACAUCGCAGCAAAGCUCGUCAGGAUUUGAUGGUCCUGGAUUUGCUCACGUCAAUGAGAACACCGCAAACUGCAAUGUUCGAAGUGAGCUUUUAUCAGAAUUAGAAGAUGAUGAUCGUCUCGAUGUUAAUCGAUGUGCAGUUGCCGGAAUCAGCGCGAUUGGUCAAGGGCAUGCGGCAUUGCAAGAAUUUACAGCUAAUGUCGGCAUCCCUUGUCCAACCUUCAAAAUUUUCAAGGAAAUUAGCGCCGAACUUGAUGACAUUUAUGUGAAAAUAUCUGAGGAACAAAUUAUACAGAAUGGCAAAGAGGAGCUCAGAAUCGCUCAUGAUACGGGUUCAUUUAUUGACGGAAUUCCAGCAUGUUCAGUAAUUGUUGAUGGAUCCUGGCCGGUAAGGAGCUACAACAGCGGUGGUCGAGCAGAAUCUGGAAUGGCAGUGAUCAUUGGUGCUGCUACAAAAAAAAUUCUAUUUGUUGGUUACCGCAAUCGAUAUUGCCUUGUUUGUACUCGCGCCAACAACAGGCAAUGUCCCAUUCCAAACCACAGAUGCUUCGUCAAUUAUCCAGGAGAUAAGAGCAUUCUUUCCGUGGAAAGCGAUGUCAUUGUACAAGGAUUCACGCAGAGCCUAGAACAGCAUGGUUUGAUUUAUCACAAGCUCAUUGGAGAUGGGGACAGCAGCGUCAUCAAGAAAGUGAGAGAUGCCGACCCAUAUCCAGGACUAUGUAUGGUAUCUAAAGGAGAAUGUCGCUGUCAUCUACAACGAUGUCGAGUCCGAGAAAUCCGUGAAGUGAUAGCGAAAUUCAAGACCGGACGCUCGGAGGAAGCGAAAAGAUUGAAGACCUUCAUUUUUGGAAAAAUUCAAACGAUUUGCACAGCAGUAACAUGUGCUGCUAACUUUCGAAGAGGACAGGAAGGGAUGUCUGAUGCGGUGAAAAUAUCGCUUCUCAAACAAGAUAUGAAAAAUGUGCUCAAUCAUGUCUUCGGCUCUCACGGAGAGUGUGCCGAUUAUUUCUGCGAUGGAAAUAGGAAAGAAAAUGAGGUCAAUUUGAUUUCGGUCUUACGACAGAAUGGUUUGUAUGAUCAGUUACAAGCCAUCAUGGAUACCUGGACUCUCACAGCUGAGCAUGUAUUAGCAGCUGAAACGGCCAACCUGGCGGAAUGUUUUAAUUCAGUUUUGGCGAAGUUUAUUUAUCAUAAAGGUGUUAAUGUUCAAUUGAGAGGCAUGUAUCCGGCGCGUAUUGCAAUGGCUGCUAUUCAGUUCAACAAUCAGGAUCUCGGAAGUUGUCUUCAUGAGGGAAUGAAUAAGAUCCCACCACAGGAGCUGAGCAAAAUGGAGUCGCAGAAGCAGAGAAAGAAUUAUUACAACACCAGAUACGUCAAGAAGAAGAAGAUGCCUCCAUUACCUUCUGAUGACUCCGACGCCAUCAGACAGGCCACAGAUUAUGGUCGUCAUUGUGAAAGGCCAGACAUGGAUCCCCAUGUGUAUGCGGAGGCAUUGGAAAUUCACAAAGCCGUGCUCUGCGAUUGGCAGAAUGACCGUGAAAACAUAGAACGAAAAUCGCGAUCGCUUGAUCCAUUCGAGAAUAUGUAUGUGAAGAAGAUUCUUUUCAGCCACAAUUUUGGACGUAUAUGUCGUAUGAGGAAAGAAACGCCAACGGCAGUCGCAGUAAAAGAGAUCCUCUACCCAUCAUCAAAAAGAACUCAAUCCUAUACCCUCUGCGUAAAGAGAGACAUGAAAAAAUAUCGAUCUAUUCAAGACUGUGGUGUAAUAAUCGACAAAACUCAUCCGUUCUUGGCCGCCAAACCAGAUGGCAAUUUCGAUGAUGGGAUUGUUAUCAUCUAUUGUCCCUAUAGUGUUCGUAAUUUGUCAAUGGAAGAGGCUAUGAGCAAAUUGAAACUUUGUGAUGAGCAUCGUCAGCUAAAGAAGAACAAUCCCUUAUAUUAUGAAGUUAUAGGCAGCCUUGCAAUCAGCCAAAAGAAACAUUGUCAGCUGUAUAUAUGUACUGCUCAAAACCACAUUGUAAUCCCCAUAAUUCAUGAUGAAGCUUUCUGGAGGGAUCAAAUGGUUAAAAAACUCUGCGAAUUUUAUGAAAUGUGGAUGAUUCCGGAAAUUGUUGACAGUAGAUAUCGUAGGAGUAUGAAUUUACGGGAUAAAAGUCGUUGUCAUGUACCAUGCCGUCAAGCAAACUCCGAGAGAAAUGGAGAUCGCAUUGCAUCUGAUGAUGAAAUUCCUGAAGUUUCAAAUGGUGGUCCACCAAACGAUUCAUUGGCCAUUCAUCAUGAAGACGUCCACGACGCAGCAGUAGAGGAAUUCCAAGCUACAGAACUUUCCAAUGAAGACUUCGCCGUACUGAUGGAUCAUACCCACGGUCAAUUAGAGGCAACUCAUAUAGAUGUUUUUGGGACAAUCGUGUCUCGAGUGACGCAAAAUCUUUACCAAUAUCGAUCACCAUCAUUGAGAGAUUCGUUGCUGAGAAUAGAACCCAUCGAACCGUUCCGCAAGCAUAUUCAAAUUCUAAAUCGUGGUGGUGCGCAUUGGGUUUGUGCUUACUACGACACAAGACACGUUUACAUCUAUGACUCAUUGCGUGAUCGAACCCAGCCACCGUGUGCAAAUCCAUAUUUGCCGUACUUACAACGACUUUUCCCUUAUCAUUCAUUUGAUGAUAAUCCGGUUAUCUUCCGUGAAGUACAGCAACAAACAAAUUGUGUAGAUUGUGGUGUUUUUGCAAUUGCAUUUGCAAUAACUUUGAUGUAUGGCUUAGAUCCGGAAAAUAUCGUGUAUGAAGUCGAGGUGAUGCGAGAUCAUUUGCUUGAUAUAUACAUCAAUGGCGAAAUCCUACAUUUUCCAAUCUCCGCGCAAUGUGAUAUCAUAAUACCAGAGCUCCGCCAGUGUUGUAAUGCAGAGCUAGAUGCACUGAUCUCACGUCUUAGUGACACCAUCUAA